ACAACACGCAUUUACCAUGGAAAUUAUAGAAUUUUUGCAAACUACACAGCAUAAAAAUUUAAACAAUUUCAUUGGUUUUAAGGUUAAACAAAAACUCCAAGAAUAUGAGGUAGAAUUGGAAGGAAGACGACAAAAGCUAAGAAACAUUUUAGAGUUUGAAAACUGCCAAUUGAAUGAAGAACUUCUUAUGCUGGUUACACAGCGGGUAAAAACUGCAGCUCAACAACGCCUAGAAUGGAUCAAUACAAAGCGUAUGGAACAACACAAGGCCCAAGAAGAGUUAUUGAGAGUUAAGAAGUUGCAAAGAGAUUUAGAAAAUUGUGAAGAAUGGCGUAUUCGACAAACCCAACAACUCUUGGUGGCCACCAAGGAGGCCCAACUAUAUCAGAUUGAGGAAAAGAAACAAAGACGUGCCAGAGAGAAACUCAUCGAACAAAAUUGGCUGGCUGCCAUGGAAUUUGUACGACAGGAGAGAGAGUUCCAACAAAGCUAUGAAGACAAACUACGCAAAGUGAUUGAGGGCACCAAUCAAGAGAGAAAUCUUUGCAUGCAGGAUGCAAAAGUUAUAAAAGAACAAACGGAAUAUGAGAAACUCAAGGCAUUUCAUCACGAAGACAAUAGGCGUGCCUUAACCUUGGAUCAAAAGUAUAAAACAGAUGAAAAAUUACGAGAUGUAUACAAGAAAUUGCAACAAAAACAAUGGUUGAAGUUUCAAAUUGCUGACAAUCAACAGCGUAACAAUUCAAGUGAUCAAAAUUCAUUGCGAGAAUCCAUUAUUUUUAAAGAUCGAGAAGAUUAUCAAAUUUAUACGGAAUUAGAUGGAUCUCAAAGACAUAAGGUGCGCAACAACGAAUGGCAUAAAUUAUACCUGGAACACUGUGCCCGGGAGAAACAACAACGAAAAGAAGCCGAUCUACAGCAUGAACAGAUGUACCUCAACACUGGUUGUGUUCUUCAGCAGAGGCCAAAGAAUCCCUAUGGUAAAAAUUCUAGAUAGUCAUUUUUAAUUUGUUUUACUUCUUUCAUAACCUAAGUGACUGCAAAAGUUAAAAAAUAAUAAAUUAUUAUUUAUAUUUAGCAUAAC
Stomoxys calcitrans (stable fly) is the source of this 1084-nucleotide messenger RNA. RefSeq lists its product as uncharacterized. NCBI's taxonomy places the organism in Eukaryota, Metazoa, Arthropoda, Insecta, Diptera, Muscidae. The transcript is spliced from 7 exons. The record is from RefSeq and is a predicted model, not a curated record. Bases 17 to 997 code for a protein of 326 amino acids.